AUGCAAAGAGAAGACGGAAGAACGAACUUGCAGCACCGGGAGAUCCACAUCGACACGAGCAAGCACGUCCUGUUCUCGUGCGGCCUCACAAAAGUGCACACAGAGCUCGCACGUGCCCCUCGUCCCGGGAAGAAGCCUCUGACCGUGCAGAUUCUCCCCUCAGAAACUGCAGCCCCAAACAACCCGUCACCCCGAAUAACCCGGGAUCGUGAAAAUCACGAACUUUCCCUGGAAAAUAUCUUCACUCCAAUCCUCCUAGAUACACACACAUACACAAUCUCAGCAAGAGUCAUUUGUGACAAUGGAUCCCUCCUUUCAGCCCUUAUAAAUAGCAUUUCCCUUGCACUCGUAAGAUUUAAAGUCCCAAUUAAGCACAUGAUCUUCAGCACCACAGCAGCAACAUCCCCAGAGUCCCAUAACUCCCAUAUUUUGGACCUUCUACAAAGCGAAGAAAGCUCCCAUUCCAGCCUCACCCUGGCAAUUCCCUACACAAAGCACGGCCUGGGAGUUUCCUACGCGGAGAUUUCAGGGCCACUUUCAGGGCGGGCUUUCUCUGAUUUGCUGGACUUUUCCGUGGGGAGACUCCAGGAGGUUUCUGAGAGGAUUUUUGCACAGGCAGAAACCGUCUUAAAAUAA
This is a messenger RNA of Nematocida major, 636 nucleotides long. RefSeq lists its product as uncharacterized. The transcript has a single exon. Bases 1 to 636 code for a protein of 211 amino acids. Gene Ontology annotation, biological process: nuclear mRNA surveillance; rRNA catabolic process; poly(A)-dependent snoRNA 3'-end processing. The record is from RefSeq and is a predicted model, not a curated record. Lineage: Eukaryota; Fungi; Microsporidia. Gene Ontology annotation, cellular component: cytoplasmic exosome (RNase complex); nucleolus; nuclear exosome (RNase complex).